This is a messenger RNA of Portunus trituberculatus (swimming crab), 726 nucleotides long. RefSeq lists its product as uncharacterized. NCBI's taxonomy places the organism in Eukaryota, Metazoa, Arthropoda, Malacostraca, Decapoda, Portunidae. The record is from RefSeq and is a predicted model, not a curated record. Bases 1 to 726 code for a protein of 241 amino acids. The transcript has a single exon.
AUGGUAAUCACCCGCUCACAGGGAGAAGCAGACCAACUGCGUGGAAAGUUGCGUCUCGGGCCAGACACCAUCCCUCUGCAGGACACCAUUGAAAUCCUUGGGGUGGAGGUGGAUUCCAGGCUGCAGUUCGACCGUCACCUGGAGAAAGUGGCGCGGAACGCCUCCUCUAAGGUGAACCUACUGCGCCGGAUGAAACACCUCCUCCAUGCUGACGGCCUCCUCACACUCUACAAGGCCCAGGUAAGGCCUAUAAUGGAAUACGCCCCUCUUACCUGGAUGUCAAGUGCCCGCUGCCACCUCAGCCUACUAGAUAAAGUACAGCGCCGAGCAGAGCGCUUGAUUAGCGGCGCUACACAUCAUCAACAACACCAACCACACUGGCGGAGGAGGCAGCGGCAGCAGGAGGAACAGCAGCGGCACGACCUCGAGCACCGCAGGAGAGUUGCCGCCUUGACAGUGCUCCACAAGGCACAAGUGCAGCGCGUACCCCACCUGACGGACUUAAGGGCAACCUGGAGGAGACACGAGGUUGGCACGAGGACGGUGUCGGCCAAUGACCUCCUCCUGGAAGUCCCGAGGUCCCAUAGCUCUACUCACCAGCGUGCCUUUACAUCAGCAGCGGUGGUGUGGUGGAACGAGCUCACUACAGAUGUGGAUGUGAGGGGCCUGUCCACACAGCAAAUUAAGGUAGCAGCCCAUAGGUGGCUGCGUCUACACCCUCCUUAA